Platichthys flesus (European flounder) is the source of this 3129-nucleotide messenger RNA. It is a transcript of the gene fitm1l, whose product is annotated as fat storage inducing transmembrane protein 1, like. Bases 853 to 1710 code for a protein of 285 amino acids. Gene Ontology annotation, cellular component: endoplasmic reticulum membrane. Gene Ontology annotation, biological process: lipid storage; phospholipid biosynthetic process; lipid droplet organization. The transcript has 2 exons. NCBI's taxonomy places the organism in Eukaryota, Metazoa, Chordata, Actinopteri, Pleuronectiformes, Pleuronectidae. The record is from RefSeq and is a predicted model, not a curated record.
GAGGGCGGGUGUCGGUGACGUGGAGCAAAGAAGCUACUGUUAUGGUGUUGAACGGGGAAAGAUUUCUCUGAAGCUACAAGUGGUGGACAUAUUUCAAACUAUAUUCCACACAAUGAUGGAAAGGUCAUGUCUGCAGAAACUACACAGGCUGAUAAUGCUAGCCCUACACAAGAGGAAAGCAGGAAGGAGACACUUAGGGGCCUGGUGCUAAAGGUCAGAAAGUACAUGUUUGAAUUGCCUCUCUGCUGCUGAAAGGAAACUGAAGGCGGAUGAGGAUUGGAGAGCAGCGGCAUGGUUGAAGACAUGAGCGUGAAAACCACCAGUAGAUGAUAAAGUGUAGUAAACACUGAGUCAGCAGAAGUGCCUUGAAGAUUGAGGAGUUUCAUGGUUGGCAUCCACAGUGUGCAUGUACACAUGUAUUUCAGUCUGUGGAAUGCUGUUGGACACCUGUCAUUACAUUCAUGCUGCUGAGAACAGCUCCACUCAUGGCAGCUCGCUGAGUCACACCACAGGAUCGCUGUUGAUUUCACUACGAAAGCAGCUGAGAAAUGCUACAGGAUCUGGAUUGAUAUUCCAAACAGAAGCAAUGCACCAAUGGAUCUUAUCAGCAACCUUUAAAAAAUAGUAUGUUUGGUCAAUUCCAACCAGACUUCUGGGAUUAUUCCAAUCUGCAGCAGUGGUCAACAUUUACAAGUGUGUUACAUGCAUUCUAGUCAGGAUUACAGCCGUAUCACAUGACACUGUGCAUGCGGUCACGUCUGAGGUGGAGAAUCAACACAAACACACUGCUGCGUUCAGAGGCCGGCGGCAGCGGAUUUUCUUGAUUUAAGGUCAGUUUGGUUGAGGGCGAAGAUGUUCCUGAACACGGUGCUGGUGGUCCUGACCGACCUGAUGGCCCGGCUCCUUGGUAACAUCGUAUUCCGGCAGCACUUCCACCUGCUGCUGUCUGCGUUGGUGAUGUUCGGCCCUGCACUGAGCCUCUGGGUCUCCCAGCACAGUGUCUUUGCCAAGAGGAGCCAUUUUCUCUACAGGGUGUUCCUGCGCUCGGGCUGGGGCUGGACCUGCAUCUUUGUGGGUUCUUUCAUCUUCCUCCUCUCCUUCUCCAUCCGUCGCUCCCUUGGCCUCUCCAUCCGUCACCUCUCCAGGCUCGGGGUGGCUGGUGGCCUGUGGAUCAUUUUCUGCAAACUCUUGAACCAUCUGGAGAAUGCCACAGGAAGCUGCUAUGAACCUUUACUCAGCGGUCCAGAGGUGAUCAGUGGCCAGCCUCUGUUGGUGUUAAGAGAGGGAGAGAGCAGGUUUGAGUGCCUCAGAGCUGGGCUGCUAUGGAGGGGAUAUGAGGUUUCAGAGGACGUCUUCCUCCUCUGUCUGUGCUGCCUGCUGCUGGCAGAGGAGACGUCCGUGUUCGGUCCUUAUCUGAGACUGGGAGGGAUCUCAGAUGCUCCUCUGAGGAUCCUCUUCCUCUUCUGUGUCCUCUUGCUGGGGCUCUGGAUCUUUCUGCUUCUCUGUCUCUUAGCUUACUUUCCCCAGUUCCCCACCCAGCUGCUUGGGGGCGCUCUAGGCUGUCUGAGCUGGAGGGGACUGUAUCAGGGUUGGUAUCGCCAGGGGCCCAGCUGGUACUGUCCAGGGAGGCCUGGACAGGGGCUGCUCAACACCAAGACUGGAGGUACUGGAGCUGAGGAUGCACAACUGAGCCACAAUCACGGUGAAUAACUGAGAGAAAAUCAAAGAUCUUGAAUCGGACUCAAAAAUUAAUUAAACACGUAGAUCAGGCAGAUUCUUUGGAGACUGAAACCUGUACCCUUGUGUCUGUUGUCCUCAAACAAGAAUCAUCAAAUGGACUGAGUGGACUUUCAAAAUUGUAUGCGCUUCUUUUUUUUUCUUUCUACUAUGUCAUUUCAGCUAAUACGUGUUUUGUGAAGUGGGUCAAUGAGUCACAGUCGAUGAGAGCCGAGUGAAGGGUGUGAGGAAUGGAUGUCUCAUGUUACAUACCCCCAAGGACCUCAAGAAGGUGUAGGCAUCUUUCUUAUUUGUCCACUUGCGUUCACCAUUGUCCCAAGACCCCACACUCCUCUGCUGAGUGUCUCUGAAAGUAAACGUGGGUCACAAGCAGACCGAGAGGGGACUUACCGGUCAGCUGUGUGGCAUUUUAGGCUGCCAUCUUUGCACCUGGCCAGGAAACACAAGUGAAAAUGGUCCUCUUGGCUAACUCUGGCACCUUUACAGUUUUGCUCUAAUAUGCACUUCCAUCGAAUAAUAAAAUUAAUAAAUACAUUUAGCAGCAUUUAUGUGGUGAGUAUCACUUUGCUGUCCUUCCUGUCAAAGCAUGUAGGAGAAGCUAUAUUAGCCUUUUAAAUGUCAAUACUUGGAACACACUUGAGGGCCGGUGUCUGUUUGGUCCGUUCUUUGAAACAUGCAGUGCACCAGACCACCUGCUGCCAAUGUAGAUAGAAAGGGCUCGAUCUUGGCCAAUAAGGCUUUAAUAAUACUUAUAUGCAGAUAAUACAUAAAAAUAAAAACAUAAUUUCUGCUACAGAUCCACCUUAUUCCUCCACACCAAAUUUUAUGAAGAUCUGAAGACAACUUGUAGGUUUCGAUCAGGGUCUUUGCAUUUGGGACACAGUGUUAAUGUGGAGGUCUACAGACAAUUCCUUGGAUUUUGAGAGCUGCAGUGUGAAUUGUGGAACCUUAUGUACAUGUCGGCCAUUCUGACCACCAGAUCUCAAUCAUCCACAGCAAAGUGUCUGAAUACAUUUGUAAAUGGAGAGAUUGUCAAAUAAUUCCCAAAAUAACUUCUUACUCUGGGUAGACUGGUGGUCAAAAACUGAAACCUUUGCCCAUGUAGUCAAACCUAAGGGAUUAGAAUAGCACCCAGGAGAAGAAUCACUUCAAUGCAAUCAAGCUGCACACUCAUAUCAGUCUCCUAUAUAAGCCUGUUUUUUCAUCUACAUCAAUGCAUUAUUCCUUGAAAAAUUUGUGAAAAUGUAAAAAAAGAAUCCUUUCCCUGACCCAUGUUUGGUAGUUUGUGUAAUGCUGCUAAAUAACAGACAAACUCCUUGGCAGAGGUAAUACAAUGUAAUAGGUCUGCAUAAUGUGAAUAUACUGAAUAAAUACAGUUCCCCUCAAGAGAAA